Molecule: messenger RNA, 880 nt
Organism: Paramecium primaurelia
Lineage: Eukaryota; Ciliophora; Oligohymenophorea; Peniculida; Parameciidae
Source: the annotation of a GenBank genome assembly
AUGAUUUAAUCAAAAAUGAUAGAAAAAGAAGAAGAUCUUUUUUGUUCUUUUAAACAUAAGCUUCCAGUCUUAAUGAUUGCUAUUGAUAAAGAACUUAAGAAGAAUUAAAGACUUUUAUGCUCUCUAUGUAUUGAUAAUUUAGAAUCAAAAUCCCAACCAAUCAGCUUUAAUAAGGCAUUAGAAAAUAUAGAAGAAAAUCAGAGGUAAAAGAAAGAAACUAUUGAGAAUGUGUUAAUUAUUAACAUUUAAUAAAUUGAAGAACUCUUAAAAGCUCUUCAUUAAUUAAAAUCUAAUAUUGUUCAAUAAUUGGAUUAUCUGAUUGGGAAUACAACUGAAUGGAUUAAACAAAUUUAGUUAUGGGGACAAUCAAAUGUUUCAUAUAGUUUUUUUGAUGAAUUAGAAAAACUAAUUAACCAAACCAAAUAUAAUUAAUCCGAUUACAAAUCUAUAUUUGAUCAAAUUAAUUAAAUUAAUUAAUCAUAGGUUCAAAAGAUCUUUAAAAAAUUGAAUUAAUUUAAAUCCUUUUAAGAAACUUAGAUUUGUGAAGAACUAUUAAUAAGUUUACAAAAUGUGAAUAUUAUAAAAGAGAAGGAAGUAUUGACAACCUAAGAAAAAUAAGAAAAUAAACUUAAAAAAUAAAAGAAAGUGAUUUAAGUAUAUAUUUAAUAGAAUUAAUAGGAAAAAUAAUUAAUGAUAGAUACACAAGUUAAACUUAAUUUAAUUGAUGAUUCUAAUUAAUAAAGGGGAUAUUGUAGAGCAAUAGUUUUUGAUAAAACUGGAUCAAUCAUGAUUUCAUGUGAGAAUAGAAUGAUUAAAAUUUGGAAUUUUUCAUUAGGAAGAUUAAAAUUAAUUUAUACAUAUUAAGAACAUAUAAAAGGAG